ACCGACACUACUUUCCGCGUUCAAAACAACUGGGAACUCGGAAAUCUCCAACUUCAGUGCGUUCAAAUCAACUGGGACGACGUCUGACUGGGAACUCGGGGCAUUUCUAGAGCUCCGACCUGAAAAUCAAGACGUCAUGAUUUGACCUCGUAUAUUUUAUGAGUUCCCAGUUGUUUUGAACGUAGGAACUGUAAUCGGUGUCUGACGUAUGAUGCACGCCCCCCAUUCCAACGCUUCCUGACAAAGAUGGCGGCGACCUUGUGUGGCAGGCUUUUACCAAAACAGGGAUGGCUUCCCCUGACACAGAGUGUCCGGCAUGGCUCUAAGGCAGUCACGCGUCACAGGAAGCCCAUGCACAUCCUCAAACAGAAGCUGAUGGCUAUCACUGAAUACAUUCCACCCAAACCUGCAGCUCCCCCCGGGGCUCUGACCCCCCGCGUCAAACCAGUUCAGGAGGAAAGUGGCCUGGUGUUGCUCUUGAAGAAGGAUUUGCAGACCAUGUUCCAGGACUGUAAGAUGAUCGCUGUGAUCCAAAACAACGCCACCAAUUCAGAGGACAUGCUGCUUCUCAAGCACAGGCUCCAUAAGCAUGGCAUCAAAAUCAAGUUUAUCCCCAACCAGGUGAUGAGGUCCUACCUGGCAGACAGCCCUUACAUUAACAUGGGGCCUCUAUUCAUUGGCCAGACAGUUCUAUUUGUUAGUAAAGAGCCAAAGGUGAAGGAAAUGCUUUUGAGUUUGAGGACCAGCCCCCAGAUGGUAUUAUUGGGGGCCUGUAUAGAGAAGAUAUUGCUGAGUCGGCAGGGGGUGUUGAACUAUGCCAAGCUGCCGUCAGUGACCGUGGUCCAGGGAGAGCUAGUGAGUGGCCUGACCAUGCUGACCUCGCAGACAGCCUCCAUGUUGCAGCACCACCCCGCCCACCUCUCAUUGAUACUCCAGCAGUACCUCAAACAGCAGGCUCCCGCAGGCAGUACCAACGGGACCCCAGGGGAGAGCCCCCCCAAGGCAGAGGAGACUGCUUAGGUCUAGAAGAUUCAUGUCCGUGGGGGAGGGGAAGGAUGUCGGCAGCACUAUAGCUACUGGGAGGUCAUGUCUGCAGAUUUAAGGUCUGCCUCUGUGACCUGGAGGUCAUACAAUGUACAGUACAACAUGAACCGCUACAACACCUCUAGAGAGCAACUCUUGGAGAAAACAUGUUUUUGUUCCUUUUGUUCAUAAUUUUGAUUACUACUCAUGUUCUGUUCUAAGGCCUCUUUGACCAUAUAAAAAAUAAAUGAUAUCAAUGUUUAAAA
Salmo salar (Atlantic salmon) is the source of this 1289-nucleotide messenger RNA. RefSeq names its product mitochondrial ribosomal protein L10 (gene mrpl10). Lineage: Eukaryota; Metazoa; Chordata; Actinopteri; Salmoniformes; Salmonidae. The record is from RefSeq and is a predicted model, not a curated record.